Molecule: messenger RNA, 3816 nt
Organism: Brienomyrus brachyistius
Lineage: Eukaryota; Metazoa; Chordata; Actinopteri; Osteoglossiformes; Mormyridae
Product: serine palmitoyltransferase 2-like
Exons: 12
Coding region: 132-1829 (565 amino acids)
Biological process (GO): sphingosine biosynthetic process; ceramide biosynthetic process
Cellular component (GO): serine palmitoyltransferase complex
Molecular function (GO): pyridoxal phosphate binding; serine C-palmitoyltransferase activity
Source: RefSeq, a predicted model, not a curated record
GUUUCCCAAUGCCGAGCGAGGGAAGGCGGGGACAUCGGUGCGUCUCCUUCGGUAGCGCGAGUUGUCGUGUUCUGCCGGAAUAGUUUACUGGGUGAGCGUAUGUGUCGGUUUUUUUUUGUAAAUUUUUAAGUAUGACCGAAAGCUCAGCGAACAAGCCGGCAAACGGGGACGCUUGUCACAGGGCUUCGAGCGCUAAGAAACCGGGGAGGAACGGCUACGUGAAGAGCGCGCACCUCAUCCAGCAGAAGCACUGCCACGCCAAGGAGAAGAGUCACCAUGUCGUCACCUGCAACGGAGGUCUAUACAGCAGGCCGUUCGAUGAGUCCUUUGAGGAGACACCCAUGCUGGUGGCCGUCCUCACCUACAUGGGCUAUGGCAUCCUUACCCUCUUCGGGUACCUGAGGGACUUUCUGAGGGAGUGGAAGAUCGAGAAGUGCCACAUCGCCCGAGAGAGGGAGGAGCAAAGGGAUUUUGUCCCGCUCUAUCAGGACUUUGAGAACUUCUACACCAGGAACCUGUACAUGCGAAUCAGGGACAGCUGGAACAGGCCUAUUUGCAGUGUUCCAGGGGCCAGGAUGGACCUGGUAGAGCGGCUCUCUCAUGACUACAACUGGACCUUUCAGCACAUGGGCAAAGUGAUUAAAGACGUCAUCAACAUGGGCUCGUACAACUACCUGGGAUUUGCUGAGAACUCGGGGGCGUGUCUCGAGGCCGCCGCCAAGGCCACCGCGGAGUACGGUGUUGGCGUCAGCAGCACCCGGCAAGAAAUGGGAAACUUGGACAAACACGAAGAGCUGGAGAAGCUGGUGGCCAGGUUCCUGGGUGUGGAGGCCACCAUGGCCUUCGGAAUGGGCUUUGCGACCAACUCCAUGAACAUUCCAGCUCUCGCCGGCAAGGGCUGUCUGAUCCUGAGUGAUGAGCUGAACCACGCCUCCCUGGUUCUGGGGGCCAGGCUGUCGGGCUCCACCAUUCGUGUCUUCAAGCACAACAACAUGCAGAGUCUGGAGAAGCUGCUGCGAGACGCCAUCGUCCACGGCCAGCCCAGAACCCACCGGCCAUGGAAGAAGAUCCUCAUCGUGGUGGAGGGCAUCUACAGCAUGGAGGGCUCCAUCGUGCGUCUACCAGAAGUCAUCGCUUUGAAGAAGAAGUACAAAGCCUACCUAUAUCUGGACGAGGCCCACAGCAUCGGGGCCCUCGGCCCCCAUGGGAGAGGCGUGAUCGACUACUUCGGUCUGGAUCCCCGUGAUGUCGACAUCUUGAUGGGAACGUUCACCAAGAGCUUUGGAGCCGCCGGGGGCUACAUCGGCGGGAAGAAGGAGCUGAUAGAUUACCUCCGCACACACUCUCACAGUGCUGUCUACGCCACCUCAAUGUCGCCCCCAGUGGUGGAACAGAUCAUCACUUCUAUGAAGUGCAUCAUGGGAGAAGAUGGGACCACAGUGGGCCAGGAGCGCAUCCAGAGGCUCGCCGACAACACAACGUACUUCCGCAGGAAGCUCCGGGAAAUGGGUUUCAUCAUAUAUGGGAAUAACGACUCGCCCGUCGUCCCCGUCAUGCUCUACAUGCCGGCCAAGAUUGGGGCCUUCAGCCGCGAGAUGCUGAAGAGGAACAUCGGAGUGGUUGUGGUGGGCUUCCCGGCCACGCCCAUAAUCGAAUCGCGGGCUCGCUUCUGCGUGUCCGCCGCCCACACGCGCGACAUGCUGGACGUGGCGCUGAGCACAAUCAGCGAAGUCGGAGACCUUCUGCAGUUGAAGUACUCCAGACACAGGGCCCUGCUGACGGCAGACUGGUCCUCAGACGACACCUCAUACGAUGGGAUUGAAAACUGAGCCCCUCCCCCUUCUAAACGGGGCGUUUCCCUGCAGUGCCCUGGAGGAAUAGGAACGAUGUAGAACCACUCACUGUUUUAUACCCUAACCCUAACACACACACAUACACACACACGGCUUGUAAAGGUGAGGCAGGGACAACAGAAGUCUGUUUUAUCCUUCUCAUUUUAUAAUCACGGGGAUCCAUUUCCGUAACUUAUUGUGUCCUUUGGAAAGCACUUGAAGGACCCUGUUAAUGACCAGAAGUUAAAAUUCACCUGUUUAUCACUUCUGCUGUGUUUUGUGCAAAUGUAAUAUCUUGAAACCUCUUUGGCUUAAAAAUACAAAAACUAAAAUAAUGACAUCCAGUUGAAUAUAACCAUUUUUGCAAAUACACAGCAUCAGUACACAGACAAAAUAACCCGCUAUAAUAUUUGAAGGAAUGUUUCCCGGAAAACCCCUUUUCCAUGUUUUAUUUUGGGUUUUUCCAUUCAAACUUUUAAAAUCUUUGUUUUAGUCAUGAUCUGCAUCUUAACUUGCCAGUCAAAAUGUUGGUCUAGUCAAACUAUUUUCUGAUGUUAGGGGAUAGCAAACAGAGCGUGACAUCAAGAUGGGCUUACAAGGGCCGUUCCUGACCGAGAUUUGUGCAUAACCAUGCAUGACUAUCAGAGAGGCCUUCAGCAUGUUCUAAAACUAUGGUCAGUGUAAUUAGAUGACUUUUCUGGCCCUAAUAAGGGCUAAGUGCAAUCUCUCCGAUCAACACAAGAGUUUUCUCUUUGGUCACACAGUGCUUUCUUUGUCUUAAUGUUCUAGAUUGUUGCUUUUUUCUCCCCCCCCCCCCCCCCCCCCCCUUUUCACUUGCACUCAAAACGUCAGAUGCAUAUCUGCACCGUUGCCCUUACCAAAAGGCCGUACAUUUUUAUUAUUAUUAUUAUUAUUAGUACUGUCUGCCUCAAUAACUGAAGGAAUGUAUAUCAAUUAGCAUUGAUAUUCCAUCUGCCUUUUUGUGAUUGUAUUUUACCCACAGAUAAUACUUGUACAUAAUUAUUUAUUAUUCUUUUAUUCGUUCUAUAUUCUUUUUUUUGUUUUUUUUUUUUGUUUUUUUAUCCUUCCGGGCGAGAAACGUCUCAAAGAGGCAGCUCCUGAUUCCUUUUUAAAACCGGCUGCAUGUCCAGGCAGUGCAUGACCUCAGUGGACAGUGCAAGUACUACUGACAAGUGUCAUUUCGGCGUUGGCGCUUCUUAAGAAUAAAAUGCAUGUAUGAUGUAGUUACUGACGCCGCUGAGUCACGGUGACUCGGUGCUGAAAAACCGAGUCCUGCACAUCGCCGUUUCCGCAAUCCGUCUUAAUAGCUGACACCUGAAUGCAUUCCGUGAUUAGCUUCUUAAUCGCCACUUUCGAAAUACAGUCGUCUGAUUUUCUGGUUUUGUAAAGCGGACCUAUCGAAGCGUCCUUCGCAUCUUAUUGUAAAUUGUGUCGGUAGUGACAAGAGAAGCCAUCAAAAGGUUUAUAAAUCUGUAUAUCAUAUAAUAUGGGAUAUAUACGUAUAUAAUAUGCUGCAGUUUUAAAUUCAAACCUCGCGGAGAAUCUAAAAUAAACUGAAAAACGUAUAUCUGAACAUUAAGAUAUAUCACGUAUGAAUGAUAUUAGUCAUUCCAUUCUCCCCUCUUCACGUGCUCUGUUUUUUUUUAUCAAAUAGCUGUUCUGGGUUUUGUGUAAAUGAUUUUUAAUUAUUUCGUUUUUACAUAUAUUUACGCUCAGACAAAUACCACGCUGAUGACACAUUCAACACGACCAUGAUCAAGCAGAGUGAAUACAGGCGAAGCCCUGCAGUGUGACUCGAGGUGUGGUUAUUGGACUGAAAUAUACCUGUAUUUCUUCUAAUAUUACAUUGGAAUUGCUACCAGUAAUGCAAACGAAGGGCGUACUUUUUGUGUGGAAAGUAUGCACUGGUUAAUCCACUGUUUGUAAUGUUUCAGUUCCAAGAAAAUAAAUAAUAAUGACCAAA